Molecule: messenger RNA, 2188 nt
Organism: Erpetoichthys calabaricus (reedfish)
Lineage: Eukaryota; Metazoa; Chordata; Cladistia; Polypteriformes; Polypteridae
Gene: tedc1
Product: tubulin epsilon and delta complex 1
Exons: 5
Coding region: 212-883 (223 amino acids)
Source: RefSeq, a predicted model, not a curated record
AUGUUGGAAAUUUGCUAUGGAGAGUCCGACCCAGUCCGUUAGAAAUCCAGCACUACGUUGAACACCACUGUGGCGGACCGUCCACUAGUAGUCACUGUGAGAGCGGCCAUGCUGUUACGGCGCGGCGUUAUUGUGUUACCAUAGUAUCUGCGCCUGCUUCCUCUGCUUUUAAACGAGCGGGAGUAUUGCGCGGAGGAGGAGGUGGUAGAGAAUGAUGUCUCGGUCGCUAAAAGAAGUCGUGCUGACUUUGUGUCGUUUGUUGUCCCACCUGGGGAUUGAAGAUGUUCCCAGUCCCGAGCUCUUCCGGCGUGCCAAGUUUAACCGAGCCGAUGCGACCCCAGAUUUUUGGAGACUCCUGUUCAGUGUUUUGGAGAGAAUUACUGCUUCUGUUACUUUGCCAAGUGAAACUGAAUUAGAUACAAAGGUUCAUUUUGUGAAGUCUGCACUUUGGCAUUCUGGUUAUGGAGCACCAGAACUGUACCAGCUGCCGGGUGAUGGAUCUGAAGGAAGUCGUGAACUGCUCUUAGCGCUUUCCUGGCUCUUUCACAAGAUUGACGUCCUAGAGCUAUUGCUACUGUCCCAAUCUCGAUUCACUGCGGGCGAUGAAACUACUCUUGAUGAGCAGUGCUACCAUUCACUGGCAUACACUUUCUGUCCAGAGGAAAACUCGGAUGAUUCAGUCAUGACAGGACAACUUGAUAAAGACAUCAGGCAUCUCCAGUGGUUACAAGGCCAGUUAUGCUUUCAGUGGCGGAUUCUUCUUGCCUCCCAGGAAGAGAUGGCUGCGCUUCUGUAUAAGGAAAGUGCCUUUGGAAGGUCUUCACCUUUUUCAUCAAGCAAAAAGUCUGAUUUCAGGGUGUUCAUAAGAAAAUUAAUGAUUUAAUUUGUGAGAUGAAACUACACAAUAAACAAGGGUAGAGGCAUCAAAUAUUAAAAUGUGUACUUCAUUUUAAUGUUUAAAUUUAAAUAUUCUAAAUUGUAAUAGAAAUUUGUCAUUUGUCACCCUCUGAUAGAGGUCCAUAGAGGGCUAGAUAGUAAUCACUGACCUUAAAAUAGUCUAAAACAAUUCCCCACCUGUUUAUGUUUGAAAGUUGUAAUUUUUAAUCUUCUGGGAGUGGCUGUUCGAGGACUAGGACCACUCAUAAAGAAUCAAACAUCAAAAUGUCAUAUUUGUGAUCAGCAGACUAGAAAUGGCAUAAAAUGACAAUCCUUAUAUUUAUAUUAGCAGUUGCCAUUUUUUCAAUGUUUUGUGAAAAGGAGUAACUUUGAACCCUGUUAUCUUAUUAUGGGGUGCACCACUGGGAAUGGUUGAUGUGGCACACACAACUUCUAGUCCUUCUGAUCAGUUUUGCUCAAGACACGUAUUGAUUUACUGUUUACCGCAAGGGUUUAAUUUCCUGCACAGAAUAUGGUUCAAAAAUGAUUUAAAAAUGAUGAUUUAUUGGGUCUUGAGUGCUAAAGCUAAGGGGAAACACUAAAAAGCUGAAAGCCACGCAAAACUAGAUAUCAAGACUCGUUGAACGAUAUGUUAUAUGUUGGGAUUUUCUCAUACCAGUGAGUCAGCAGGUGCUAGACAAAAAAAAACCUAAAGUGAUUUCAAUGUGUUCAUAAGUAAUUCUUUUGAACACAUUUGAUUUUUAUUAUCAGGAUUAUUUGUUUGAUUUUUACCUAGCUAGGUUAAGAAUUGAGGUGAUGAUUAGUGUGCAGCAGUAUGGUUUAAUGCCAAGAAAGAGCACCACAGAUGCAAUGUUUGCUCUGAGGAUGUUGAUGGAGAAGUUUAGAGAAGGCCAGAAGGAGUCUUUGUGUCUUUGUGGACCUGGAGAAAACAUAUGACAGAGUGCCUCGAGAGGAGCUGUGGUAUUGUAUGAGGAAGUCAGGAGUGGCAGAGAAGUAUGUAAGAGUUGUACAGGAUACUGUAUGUACGAGGGAAGUGUGACAGUGGUGAGGUCUGCGGUAGGAGUGACGAAUGCAUUCAAGUUGGAGGUGGGAUUACAUCAGGGAUCGGCUCUGAGCCCUUUCUUAUUUGCAAUGGUGAUGGACAGGUUGACAGACGAGAUUAGACAGGAGUUCCCAUGGACUAUGAUGUUUGCUGAUGACAUUGUGAUCUGUAGUGAUAGUAGGGAGCAGGUUGAGGAGACCCUGGAGAGGUGGAGAUAUGCUCUAGAGAGGAGAAGAUUGAAGGUCAGUA